Macaca mulatta (Rhesus monkey) is the source of this 3335-nucleotide messenger RNA. It is a transcript of the gene PMM2, whose product is annotated as phosphomannomutase 2. Lineage: Eukaryota; Metazoa; Chordata; Mammalia; Primates; Cercopithecidae. Gene Ontology annotation, biological process: protein N-linked glycosylation; mannose metabolic process; GDP-mannose biosynthetic process. The record is from RefSeq and is a predicted model, not a curated record. Gene Ontology annotation, molecular function: phosphomannomutase activity. Gene Ontology annotation, cellular component: cytosol.
GGCAGCCUGAAAGGGAGACAGUAGACGAUUUCUCUCAUGGAAUUCAACCACAUUAAUCACACGGUGAACAUCUGCAAAGCACCAUACUCCAAGGCUUCUGCCAAUCCUGCAAGGUCACCAUUAUUGCCAGAGGAGGGAAGGGUAAAGCCAGAUGUUAUCUCAUGUGGGCAUCACAACAGCUAUCUAAGAUAGUUAUCACUAUUUCCACUUUACCACUAGGGAAACUAAGCCCAGAGAGGGUAAGAUAUUUACCAAAGAACACACAGUCAGUGAGUGCAGCAGAGUCCUCCUUCCAUCAGGCAAUUCCAAAGAAAUACAAGAAAGGAGGUGCGGCCAUCAAUAAUUCAAAACAUAUCUAGGGAGUCCCAACUCUGGGCUGGACAAUGGAUCCACAAGGGGGUGUGAACAUUUCCCCAAGCAGGAAACUGAAUAAUCAAUGUCUUAGUGGGGAACUCAAGCAACAAAUCUGUGAGAUAGUUAUCCCAACAAACUUUCUAAUUCUGUUUACGUUAUCUUGGGUGCUGGAGGGAACUGCUGCUUUCCCUUAACCUAGUCAGGGGAAGGGGAAACAACGAGGAGGAGGAGGAGCGAGGCAGGGAGGCCCCUACACGUAGCACAAACAUAUUAUUAGGUGGGUAGUGAAGCAGUAAAAGCUCUGGUUCCAAUUCUGGCUCCAUCAGUCACUACCUGUGGAUUCUUGAGCAAAUCACUCCACACCCCUGAGCUUCGGUUUCUUCGGCUUUCAAAAUGGGGACUCAGAACACAGUGAACGAGAAGAUGGUUUCAAAGCCCUCAACUUAGUACCUGAUGCGCUGUGAGAGCUCGGCGAGUUUUAGCUAUUACUACUGUGAGCACGUGACGCAAGGAGGGCAGAGAAAGCCCGGGAAUGGCGAAUGGUAACCCACGCCAGAGCUUCCUCCCACGGAUUCUUCAGGUCCGAAACUCAGGCGUCGUGCCUGCCUGCCCCAGCUCUGACCCCGACCGACCCCCAAAGAGCAUCACCCCCUCAAGGAUCGCCACCAGCCUCCUUACCAUGGCUCCACAGCCUGCUGCCGGAAGUAAAUCCCACCGGCCCCCGGAACCUCUAAGAGCGCAUGCUCGAAUGUACAAGGCGGGCGUGAUCCGCGUUGCACCCUGGGAUUUGCGGUCCAGGAAUCGUGGCUGGCGCUAGUCCCAGGCGUUGUGGGAACGGAGUCUCCUCCUCUUCCCGACGUGCCCUGCGGCUCGGGGGCCGAACUCGGAAGUUCCGGGCCGAGUUCCUGAUGCCAACGAGUCUUGCGAGGUGCGGUUAGACGCUGGGGACAUGGCAGCGCCUGGCCCAGCGCUCUGCCUCUUCGACGUAGAUGGGACCCUCACCGCCCCACGGCAGAAAAUUACCAAAGAAAUGGAUGACUUCCUGCAAAAAUUGAGGCAGAAGAUCAAAAUCGGAGUGGUAGGCGGUUCGGACUUUGAGAAAGUGCAGGAGCAACUGGGAAAUGAUGUGGUUGAAAAAUAUGAUUAUGUGUUUCCAGAAAAUGGCUUGGUAGCAUACAAAGAUGGGAAGCUCUUGUGUAAACAGAAUAUUCAAAGUCAUCUGGGUGAGGCCCUAAUCCAAGAUUUAAUCAACUACUGUCUGAGCUACAUUGCGAAAGUUAAACUCCCGAAGAAGAGGGGUACUUUCAUUGAAUUCCGGAAUGGGAUGUUAAACGUGUCGCCAAUUGGAAGAAGCUGCAGCCAAGAAGAACGCAUUGAGUUCUAUGAACUCGAUAAAAAGGAAAAUAUAAGACAAAAGUUUGUAGCAGAUCUACGGAAAGAGUUUGCAGGAAAAGGCCUCACGUUUUCCAUAGGAGGCCAGAUCAGCUUUGAUGUCUUUCCUGAUGGAUGGGACAAGAGGUAUUGCCUGCGACAUGUGGAAAAUGACGGUUAUAAGACCAUUUAUUUCUUUGGAGACAAAACCAUGCCAGGUGGCAAUGACCAUGAGAUCUUCACAGACCCCAGGACCGUGGGCUACUCCGUGACAGCGCCUGAGGACACACGCAGGAUCUGUGAAGAGCUCUUCUCCUAACGCGGGAGCAGGAGGGCACAUGCAGUCUGGACCUCCACCCCUGGCAUGCCUUGCCUCCAUCUCCAGUGCCAGAAGCUUCCAGAAGGAAGGAGAAAACUAUUGUCAAGAAUGGUUCAGAGGAAUACCUCCCACAAAAGGUCUUCCCCACCCACCCUCAGCCCCCUAAUCUAAUACCCUGAUACGUGCAAUCAUGUGGUUUUGGCGGAAAUUUCCCCAUAAUUCUAGGAUGAUACAGAAAGAAAAAAUGUGCCUGGGCCCUCCCUCUUGGUGGGUCUGUGGAAUCGUAAGCGGGUUUUUUAAUGGACCCCUGCAUCAGCACCAACAGUGGGGGUUUGGUAAUGAGAAACAAUGACAGGCCAUCUGCAGUGACCCACCCCAGGACGAAAUUUACAAACACCUGGAACGAAGCUCCCGCCUGCAUGUCACCUUGAUGGGGACUGUGAGCAGGGCAGUGUUAUGCCCAGUGACUAGACGCACUCUGCGUUUUCCCGUGUGAGGCUGAGGCCUGCUGGACAGAUGGCUGGCCGAGUGGGAGCAGACCCUAGGGAGUUUGCACCUCAGCUGGGCCGGAGAGUUGAUGCUGGCAAAACAGUCACCCAGGUCCAGAGAAACCAAUGUGGGAUGUCAGACUUCAUCAAAACGACCUUCUGGUUGGCCCUGGCUGGCUUCCCAGAGGUGUUCGCCUCUAGUUUCUCAGGGAUCGAGCAAGAGCCUGGCCAGGGAACAGGAAGAGGAGCCGCUCUCCUAUCUGCGCCCACCCAGGCCCUCACCCAGACUUUACAACUGAGGGGGCCGAGUGCAGCUGCAGCCAGGUCCGCGUCCCUCACUCUUUCCACCUUCUGCACGUUCUUUGUGAAACUGGAAGGAUCCCAGGCUUCAGCCAGAACACGGUGGAAGAGAACUUUCCUAGGAAAACGGUUCAUGUGUCACUUUUCAGGAUGUGAAAACGCUGGGACCCAUAGACCCUCCAUUGCUUGGUGCUGGGGCUGUGUGGCCUCACUGGGCACUGAAUCUGGGGCCAGGGGGGCCCCGACUGCCCUGCACUCCUGCCUCCCAGCCCACAGCCAGGCGCUUUCAUCACAGCUCAACCUGGUUCCCUCCAAACCUCCCAGCCACUCGGGCUUGCAGCUCUCUUGAGCCCCGGAUCCGGUGGGGUGAAAGCAGCCAGCUCCUCAUCUCGGUGACUUGCAGGACACGGCCAUCCAGUGGCAUCUUUCCUUGUUGAAUGUUGCAAAUGAUACGGUAAUGACCUUCUAAAACGGUUAGUACAUUAAAGUGAUUUUGUUUCCUA